UUCAGUCCCUAUGGGAAUUCCUGAAGUUUUGUUGUACUAUUCAACCUUUCAUUUUCAACUUUUUUUUUUUUUUUCCUGAAUUGGGUGCUCAGCUGCCCCAGCCAGAGUGCAGUGGUAUCAUCAUAGCUCACUGCAACCUUACACUUCUAGGCUCAGGUGAUUCUCCUGCCUCAUCCUCUCGAGUAGCUGGUACUACAGACACCUGCUGCUAUUCCCACCUGAGUUUUGUUUUGUUUUCUUUUGUAGAGACAGGGUCUCAAAAUGUUGCCCUGGCCGGUCCUGAACUCCUGGCCUCUGGUAAUAUUCUUGUCUCAGCUUCCCAAAAUGCUGAAAUUAUAUACUGUAGUAGCCAGCCACUGUGCCCAGCCAUAAAGUUGUUUAUGUUUGCUGUGUUGUUGAUUUUCCUUAAACUCAGGCAUUCUUCCCAUUCGUUUUGAACUAGUUAAUAUAACACUUGUAAUUUCAUUAAUAGAAGGGUAUCCAUGUGAACAGUGAAUUAGGAAUAGAAAUAGAAUGAUUCUCCCCCCACACGGAUAUAUCCUUCACAUCCGCUCCACCUUCAAGGCCUUUGAUAGAAGGGGGAAACAGGUAAAAAGAACAGUAGUGGAGAGACAUUCAAUACAUGCUUGCUUCUCAGGGCUCCAGCCUGUAGAGCUGGUUGCAGAGAACAGCCACAGGCCUUCUCAAAAAGGCUUUUAAGUGUUGCCAGCAUCAGAGGACAUGUUCACACAAAUCCCAAUACCACAGCUGGUAAUGUUAGUGUCAGAGCUAGAUUUGAUCCUCUGAGAUGCACUUUUCUUCUCCAGGAGUACAGCUUUCUUUAAUUAUUGGAAGUAACCCAAAUAGAUACAGAAGUAACAGAAAUAACCCAUUUAAUUUGUUUAAGAAUGUGUUCUUUUUCUCUGUUAGCUUACACUUUUUGAAAUUGGGGUAAAAUGAAACAAGCAAAACUCCAAAGAAGUUAUCAAAGUCCAUGCAUUGUCUAAUUUGUUAAAGGUAGUUACAAAACAAACUCAAGGGGCACCUCAGCUUUACAAAAUCGUUGUUUAACUUUAGUGCGUGAUUUGUUUUUUCUCAUGAUAAAUAAAGUUGCAGAGCAAGUAGGCAAGGAACUGCUCGUGUAUUCUCAUUUUAAAAUGGCUAAUUCGUGAAAAAUUAAUUUCAAUAUAUUAUUUGUAAUUUUCUGUAAUGAUUUUGAAAUCCAUACAUUUAGCCUCAUUCUUAUUCCCAACCAUAGCUUUGUGUCUUCAGCUGCUGACUAGACAUUUCUACUUGGAAUUCUUACUACCUCAAACCUAACAUAUCUAAAAUUCAACAUUUGUUUACAGUGACCUGGUUUCUAUCAGGAGUACAGUUUUUCCUCUUGUCUGAAACUUAGCCCACAUCUUUGGUCAUUCUUUCUCUCUACUCAUUAAAUUAUUUCCUUACAGUCUCUCCCUUUCUUUACAUUUUCAUUUUUGCCACCUUAGUCCCAGAAGUAGUAACACCUCAUUUCUAACAUCUUCAGUUGUUCUCCCUACUUCCAGCGUAUUCAUCCUUCAUGAUGAGUUUUAUAUCCACAAGCCCGUGCUGAUCUCUUCGCCUCUGAAACCUUCAUAGCAGUGAGAUUGGGAAAAUGUGACCAUAACACCAGAUAUAAAUUUGCUAAGAGAUGGAGGAGCCUCAGAAGAAUGAUCUGAACACAAUGGGCCUUGAGAUAGAGGACGCUCUCAAAAGCACCAGCCCUCAGAUUUCUAUCCGUGAAUUUUCUUGCCACUGCUGCUAUGACAUCCUGGUUAACCCCACCACCUUGAAUUGUGGCCACAGCUUCUGCCGGCACUGCCUAGCUUUAUGGUGGGUGUCUUCAAAGAAAACAGAGUGUCCAGAAUGCAGAGAAAAGUGGGAAGGUUUCCCCAAGGUCAAUAUUCUCCUCAGGGAUGCCAUUGAAAAGUUAUUUCCUGAUGCCAUUAGAAUGAGAUUUGAAGAUAUUGAGCAGAAUAAUGACAUAGUCCAAAGUCUUUCAGCCUUUCAAAAAUAUGGGAAUGAUCAGAUUCCUUUAGCUUCCAACACAGGCCGAGUGAAUCAGCAGAGAGGAGGGGGGUUCUUUUCUGGAGUGCUCACAGCUUUAACUGGUGUGGCAGUGGUCCUGCUUGUGUAUCAUUGGAGCAGCAGAGAAUCUGAGCAUGACCUCCUGGUCCACAAGGCUGUGGGCAAAUGGACAGCAGAAGAAGUUGUUCUCUGGCUGGAGCAGCUGGGUCCUUGGGCUUCUCUCUACAGGGACAGAUUUUUAUCUGAAAGAGUAAAUGGAAGAUUGCUUUUAACUUUGACAGAAGAAGAAUUUUCAAGGGCACCAUAUACUAUAGAAAACAGCAGCCACAGAAAAGCUAUCCUCAUGGAACUAGAACGUGUUAAAGCACUAGGCGUGAAGCCCCCACAAAAUCUCUGGGAAUAUAAGGCCGUGAACCCAGGGAGAUCCCUGUUCUUGCUGUACGCCCUCAAGAGCUCCCCCCGGCUUGGUUUGCUGUAUCUGUACCUGUUUGACUACACAGAUACCUUCUUGCCCUUCAUCCAUACCAUCUGUCCUCUGCAGGAAGAUGGUUCUGGGGAAGACAUCAUCACCAAGCUUCUGGACUCCCAAAGAAGAUUGCUUGUCCUAUCGCAAGGCAGGGUGAGUGUCUGUCCUGACCCACGGGGCAGGGAUCUUAGGGAACCCACAUGGAAGCAGUGGAGAGAAUUCCUUGUCAAAUAUUCCUUCCUUCCAUACCAGCUGAUUGCUGAAUUUGCUUGGGACUGGCUAGAGGUCCAUUACUGGACAUCACGGUUUCUCAUCGUCAAUGCCAUGUUACUUUCGGUUCUAGAAUUAUUUUCGUUUUGGAGAAUCUGGUCAAGAUGUGAACUGAAGACUGUGCCUCAGAGAAUGUGGAGCCAUUUUUGGAAAGUAUCAACACAAGGGCUUUUUGUAGCCAUGUUCUGGCCCCUCAUUCCUCAGUUUGUCUGCAACUGUUUAUUUUACUGGGCCCUGUACUUCAACCCAAUUAUUAACAUUGAUCUUGUGGUCAAGGAGGUUCGCCGGCUGGAAACUCAGGUGUUGUGACUGGCAUUGCCCAGGCUCUGAGAGACUCUUCUGGCCUCCCUUACAUCCGAUCUUUGAUGUUUAAGAGGGGUGAGGUAGGGAGAGGAUGUCCUCCUUUCUACCCCUAGCAAAGCAAGGUGCUGUUUUAUAU
Messenger RNA from Nycticebus coucang (slow loris), 3203 nucleotides. RefSeq names its product bifunctional apoptosis regulator (gene BFAR). NCBI's taxonomy places the organism in Eukaryota, Metazoa, Chordata, Mammalia, Primates, Lorisidae. Gene Ontology annotation, biological process: proteasome-mediated ubiquitin-dependent protein catabolic process. Gene Ontology annotation, molecular function: ubiquitin protein ligase activity; protein binding. Bases 1652 to 3073 code for a protein of 473 amino acids. The record is from RefSeq and is a predicted model, not a curated record. The transcript has 9 exons. Gene Ontology annotation, cellular component: nucleus.